AUCCAUGGUUAAAAAAUAAAAAUCAGACGUUCAACUUCAACACUUCAACUCCAUUUUUUAAGUUAGUGCACCACUUUUACUUCUCUCACCAACCCCCACCUAGAUUUUGUGAUACCAGUCCAUUCGUUUCAUCUCCUCAACAACCCCCCCAAACUAGAAAUUAGCCACCUACAAUCUUUGACAACCCACCUCCAUUUUUGUUCUUUAAAUCCCUCUCUAAAAGGGUUAUUGAGAGAUCGCAAUUUGGGGCUCCAUAGAUCUACUAUAGCUCUGUAAUUUUUGGGCGAUCGAUAAUGGGCAAAGUGUACACUUUGAAGGAAGUUGCGGAGCACAACGACCCCAAAGAUUGCUGGCUCAUCAUCGAUGGCAAGGUGUUUGAUGUGACCAAAUUCUUGGAAGAUCAUCCUGGUGGGGAUGACGUUCUCUUGUCAGCCACAGGUAAGGAUGCAACAGAUGAUUUUGAAGAUGUGGGACAUAGUACAACUGCUAAAUCGAUGAUGGAUGAAUUCUAUGUUGGUGAUAUUGACACAGCAACUAUUCCCUCCAAGGUUGAAUACAAGCCUCCAAAGCAAGCUCAUUAUAACCAAGACAAGACAUCCGAGUUCAUCAUCAAGAUUCUUCAGUUCUUGGUUCCAUUGGUGAUCUUGGGUGUUGCUGUUGGGAUCCGAUUCUAUACAAGAUCAGUGUAAUGAAAGAUCUUUCAAGAUCAGUGUAAUGAAAGAUCUUUCAUCAUUUGGGUGUCUCCAGAUAUGUUUCUUUAAGUUUAUUGCUUAGAACGUGAGCUAUGUGUUUUCUUGUUUCUUAAAUCUUGAACCUGUUCCUUCUAUCCAAGAGAUUAAAUGAUGUUGGUUAUGGUCAAUUUAAGAUCUAUGACUACUUUUUAAAUGUUCUCGUGAUCUAAAAUAGAUGUUUUUGAGUCU
This is a messenger RNA of Lactuca virosa, 920 nucleotides long. The record is from the annotation of a GenBank genome assembly. NCBI's taxonomy places the organism in Eukaryota, Viridiplantae, Streptophyta, Magnoliopsida, Asterales, Asteraceae.